AUGGCUCCUUCAACGCAAUUCGAAGUGUCACAGCCGCCCAGUGACGCUAUCUCGGCCGUGAUCUUCGCCCCCGAUAACACCAACCGCCUGCUCGUUUCUUCAUGGGAUAGGAACGUCUAUCUUUACGAAAUCGCCGAAGGAACCGAAGAUGCCACCCUAAUCAACAAGUUCGAGCACCGUGCUCCCGUCCUUGAUGUCUGCUUUGGCGCGAAUGGAAAUGAGGCCUACACGGCGAGUCUGGACUGCUCAGUCAAGAGAAUCGACCUGGCCACAGGAGAGCAGACCGUGCUAAGCACGCACGAAAAGCCCGUCCGAUGCGUCGUCUACAGCCCUCAACACUCCAUGCUCAUUUCCGCCUCGUGGGAUCACACUCUCCACGUCCAUAACACCUCCGCGCCGGCCUCGACCCCGAUCACCAUCUCGCUUCCAGGCAAGCCGCACGCCCUCGCCGCCAGCCCCUCCAAAGUUGUCGUCGCCAUGACCGCACGACUAGUACACAUCUACGACCUACCCACGCUCGCCACGGCGCUCUCGUCAGCCGACCCUGCCUCGGCGAACAUCACCCCCUGGCAACAGCGCGAGUCUUCGCUCAAGUUUCUCACGCGCGCCGUGGCCUGCAUGCCCAACGACGCUGGCUACGCCACCAGCUCGAUUGAGGGCCGCGUCGCGGUUGAGUGGUUCGAGGACACGGCCGAGUCGCAGGCGCGCAAAUACGCCUUCAAGUGCCACCGGCAGACGGCGCCCGAGGAGGAGGGUGGCGGCGACGUGGUCUAUCCCGUCAACGCGCUGACAUUCCACCCCGUGUACGGCACGUUUGCUUCGGGCGGCGGCGACGGCACCGUGGCGUUGUGGGACGCCGAGGCCAAGCGCAGGAUGAGACAGUAUCAAAAGUUCCCUGACAGCGUCGCGGCGCUGGCCUUCUCGAAUAAUGGCAAGUAUCUUGCCAUUGGUGUGUGUCGCGGGUUUGAGACCGAUAUGGAGGACUUUAAUAGCGAGGGGAGGACGAAGGUGUUCAUUAGGGAGUUGGGUGAGACCGAGGCCAAGGGCAAGGGCCCCAAGUGAGACUCGGAUCUCAGUU
This is a messenger RNA of Neurospora tetrasperma FGSC 2508, 1078 nucleotides long. RefSeq lists its product as uncharacterized. Gene Ontology annotation, biological process: mitotic spindle assembly checkpoint signaling. Lineage: Eukaryota; Fungi; Ascomycota; Sordariomycetes; Sordariales; Sordariaceae. Gene Ontology annotation, molecular function: ubiquitin binding. The record is from RefSeq and is a predicted model, not a curated record. The transcript is spliced from 4 exons. Bases 1 to 1062 code for a protein of 353 amino acids. Gene Ontology annotation, cellular component: kinetochore; mitotic checkpoint complex; bub1-bub3 complex.